This is a messenger RNA of Pocillopora verrucosa, 4195 nucleotides long. NCBI's taxonomy places the organism in Eukaryota, Metazoa, Cnidaria, Anthozoa, Scleractinia, Pocilloporidae. The record is from RefSeq and is a predicted model, not a curated record.
UGAAUUUCAUUGAAGUGCGAAUGAAUGUAUAUUUGCCGUAUAGUUUCAACUGUUGACGUUAAUGAAUGUACAUUUUGCGUAAAUGAACAGCAAAAGGUGUAAACAUGUCUGAUGAGGUGCAGAAGAAGCUUGAUGUAGAGAAUUCCAAAGUAAACCCGGAAGAAAGCCUGAAGGAACAAGCCGCUGGUGAUAGCGAGUCUACGGAGCAGAAAAAAAAAUUUUCCGUUCUGGAGGUGAAAUCUGGACCAGAUCCUGCUGGAGACACAAGUGGAGAACACUCGAAUGAGUCUUCUUUACCAUCCAGUCCGAUUAGGAGCCCGCCAAGCCCUGAACAUUUCACUCAGGGUUACGCCAGCAACGAAGCCAUCCCCAUGACUAUCUUCUAUCGCAGUCAGCACUCGCACGGACACGGUGGAAAACAACGGCCCACACUGCAGCAACUACGAAAAGGCUUAGAAAAUGACAAGGCCGAAUUUACAGAGGAAACUGCCCCUCUGGGUGAUAGCAAAUUAGAGGAUGGCCAGGAUUCCAUAGAAAUAAGAAAUGUGAAGAGUGCACCAAAGUUUGGUUGGAUCAAAGGUGUGCUUUUUGGCUGUCUGCUCAACAUAUGGGGUUUGAUACUUUAUUUACGGCUCUCCUGGGUGGUGGGACAAGCUGGAAUAGCUUUGGCUUCUCUCAUUGUGAUCAUGUCUGCUGUGGUAACUACUCUGACAACAUUAUCAUUAUCUGCAGUUUGUACCAAUGGUGAAGUCAAAGGAGGUGGCACCUAUUAUCUCAUUUCCCGCAGUCUAGGGCCUGAGUUUGGAGGCUCCAUUGGCAUAAUCUUCUCAGUAGCCAGUGCUGUGGCAACAGCAAUGUACGUGGUUGGUUUUUCAGAAACAGUGCGGGAUAUUCUGCGGGACAACAGCUCCCUUAUGGUAGAUGAGUCCAAUGACAUACGCAUUGUAGGCCUCAUAACUGUUGUCAUUCUCCUCUGCAUCACCAUGAUUGGGUUAAAGUGGGUUGUACGUGCACAAAUGUUACUUCUCAUAGUACUAGUUAUUUCCAUUCUUAAUGUGCUGAUUGGCACUUUCAUUGGGCCACAAUCUGACGAAAGCAGAAGCAGAGGUUUUGUGGGGUACCAAAAGGAAGUGUUUAAGACCAAUUUGAGUCCUGACUACAAAGGCGAGAGUUUCUUCUCUGUCUUUGCAGUCUUCUUUCCUGCUGCAACAGGGAUUUUAGCUGGGGUGAAUAUAUCUGGUGAUCUCAAAGAUGUGCACAAGGCUGUUCCAAAGGGGACCUUGCUGGCCAUUCUAAUCAGCACCAUUGUGUAUGUCAUGCUUGCUUGGUUUGUGGGUGGAUGCGUCGAAAGAGAAGCUCUGGGGUUUGUGCAGGAGGUGUUGCAAAAUACAGCCAAUAAGACUUUGGCUUCUUGUGAAGAACAGGAGUGUAGAUAUGGGCUUCUAAACAAUUUUCAGGUUAUGGAGGAAGUGUCCGGAUGGGGUCCAAUUGUAACAGCAGGCAUCUUUGCAUCCACUUUGUCCUCUGCUCUUACGAAUCUUAUCGGGGCACCCAAAGCAUUCCAAGCAGUUUGCAAAGAUAAGCUUUUUCCUUACAUAGAUUUCUUUGGUGUAGGUUAUGGAUCUGGCAAUGAACCUCGCAGAGGUUACAUCUUGGCUUUCUUCGUGGCGGCAGCGUUCAUUGCCAUCGGAGAUCUCAACGUGAUUGCCCCAGUCAUCUCCAGCUUUAACCUCAUUAUUUACGCUCUCAUCAACUACGCCGUGUUUGCUGCCUCGUUGUCGCGUUCUCCGGGAUGGCGGCCCUCGUUUAAGUACUACAACAUGUGGGUGUCGCUGUUAGGGGCCUUGCUGUGUAUCGCUAUGAUGUUCCUUAUCAACUGGUGGGCCGCACUGUUGACAAUUUUCAUUGUGCUGAUAUUGUACAAGUAUGUCGACUUCACCAAACCUAAGGUGAAUUGGGGAUCAUCUGCGCAAGCGUACGCUUUCGUGCAGGCCUUGCACUACACUCACCGGUUGGAUGGAAUUGGUCAUCACGUGAAAAACUUCCGUCCACAUUGUUUAGUGCUAACCGGACAUCCACACGACCGACCCAACCUUACAUACCUAGUGUCUCAGAUCACUAAAAACGUCAGCCUUAUGGUGUACGCUAAUGUGAUAAAGGAACCUUUUGGAAUGCUCCCUGAAGACGAAUCAGAUGUCGAGUGGAUGAGAAAACACAAGAUCAGAGCUUUCCGCGCUGUGACCGCAGCGCCCAGUCUCCGCACGGGGGUGCAGUCCAUGAUUCACCUCACCGGACUGGGAAAGAUGCGGCCAAACACGGUUGUUAUGGGCUAUAAGAAUAACUGGACAGAUAAGAGGUACUUAAGUGAGGUAGUAGACUAUCUUGGCGUAAUUAACGACGUCUUCGAGCUCAGUUAUGGUCUGGUCAUUUUUCGAAUGAACGAAGAACAGAAUAAAAAUUUUAUCGUAGAGAAGGUGGAUGAAAGCUCUUCGUCGGAUUCGGACUCGAUUAUGGAAGGAGACGAAUAUCCUAAGCCCAAACGUUCCUCUACGGGGAAAAAGUUAGCAAACGAAGAGAGAGAAAGUCUUACUAGCCCUGAGAAGGCGUCCGAACCAACGUCCGAAUCUUCGCCGACACCGGAGGUCAAGAUUGCAUUGAAAGAGAAACAAACGGGCACCAUCGAUGUCUGGUGGCUGUACGAUGACGGUGGUCUGACAGUAUUGCUGCCGUACCUGCUGACACUUCAUGGUGCCUGGAAGAAGUGCAAAUUGAGGUUUUUCUCGGCUAACUUUCGCUCCAAACACGAGGUGAAUCCGCAAGGUUUGCAAAUGGCAAACUUGUUAAAGAAGUUCCGCUUUGACGCUAGCUGCGUGGAGCAAGUUGAAAUCGGCAAUGAACCGCCGUCGAAGGAGAGCAUGGAUGCUUUCAGACGUCUGCCAGUCAAAGAGGAGCUUGGAGAAGAGCCUAUCAAAGACCAGAAAGUUCUGAGAACGAUUCGCAUCGGAGAACUUGUGCGACAGCACUGCUCAGAAGAGACAAGGUUGGUCGUAAUCUCCAUUCCAGUCCCCGUCACUGACGUCACAACUCCUUUGAUGUACAUGAGUUGGCUUGAGGUGAUGUCCGCUGACUUACCGCCGGUGCUACUCGUACGUGGCAAUCAAACCAAUGUGUUGACAUUUUACUCUUAGUUAAGACAUUUAUUUUUUGGUCAUAAACCUUUUCCUUCCCUACAUAAGCGUCCUAUGAAAGUAGUUUUUUUUCUAGUUUGAUAGUUUAGCGAACUCAACUCAUUCUAAUAAAUAUUACUGACGAAACAGAGAAAGCGAAGCUAAGAAACUUGUUCUUUUUGAAAAUCUAAACAGUUGACGUCUUUUAAGCUAAUUCGUGCAACCGACUAACCAGCGUUCCUUAUGUACGAUCUUAUGGAAAUGUUCGAUAAGAACCAAUAUUUUAGGGGAACCCCUUUAAAUUACAUUUUAGGGGAACCCCUCUAAUAUUACACCUUGGGAACGUCAUAUCAAGGUAUCGAAUUGUUUAAGGACACGGAACAGUAGUCGCAUUAGUGAAGUGUUGUUGAGGGAGCUUUUGCCAAAAGUUCCAAUAACGACGCCUCUCUAAUGCAAAAGUAAUAUGUGUAGGUUUUUAAAAAUAUUGCAAAGAUUAGCAAGAUGGGAAUGUCUGUCACAAUUAUUAGAUGAAAUGAUCAUUUCAUGGAAAACAGCAGCAGUUUUAAACGUAAAUAACAAAAUGCACUCGCGUCCAUAUGUGAUUUAUCUUACGUAUCGGAAGAAGACAAUGCUUGAGGUUGAAAGAGUUUUUGAAAUAGGACCAGUCAAGGAGUAAAAAUUAAGCUGAAUCGCCAUUAAUUUCCAGCAUCGCGGUAUCACUUCGAUCACGUUCUCCAGAAGAUGACAGAGUAACUCGGUGAUAGUUAAUUAGAAAUCCUUCAAUCACGAUCAUGUACUUAUAAUUGGUAACAUUGUAAGCUAUCCCACUUAAAACCACAUGGUGUUAAUGAAGAUAUUUUCACGUGGUUUUCAAGAGGACAGAGAUAAAUCCCAGUGUAAAAGCUAUUUUACGAUAGGGUAAAAUGACAUAGAAUUAUAUUGAGCCUGUGUCGAGGCUUUGUAUUGACAAGGCGACUGCUUCUGCCAUAAUCAUUGGCACCAGGUAUUAUAUUUUAGCAAUAAAAAUU